This is a messenger RNA of Quercus lobata, 1158 nucleotides long. Its product is annotated as GDSL esterase/lipase 1-like. Lineage: Eukaryota; Viridiplantae; Streptophyta; Magnoliopsida; Fagales; Fagaceae. Bases 27 to 1136 code for a protein of 369 amino acids. The record is from RefSeq and is a predicted model, not a curated record. Gene Ontology annotation, molecular function: lipase activity. The transcript is spliced from 5 exons. Gene Ontology annotation, biological process: lipid metabolic process.
AAAAAAAAAAGUUGUAAAGAUUGAACAUGAUGGGCUUAAGGUUCUACUUGUGUUUCUUGGUUUUGUUUACAACCCUUUUCAUCUCAACCCACGGCCUUGGUCACCUUUGCCUGCCAGAAGAACAUGUUGCCUUAUUCAUCUUUGGAGAUUCAUUAUUUGAUGCUGGAAAUAAUAAUUAUAUCAACACCACUACUGAUUACCAAGCAAAUUAUGAGCCAUAUGGGGAGAACUUUUUCAAGUACUCUUCUGGGAGAUAUUCCGAUGGCCGUAUAAUUCCAGAUUUUAUUGCUGAGUUUGCAAAGUUGUCAUUCAUUACACCAUAUCUACAUCCUGGUUACCAUCAAUAUACUGAUGGGGCAAACUUCGCAUCCGCUGGAGCCGGUGCUCUUGCUGAAACUCGCCAAGGAAUGGUGAUCGACCUAAAAACUCAAUUAAGUUAUUUCAAGAACUUCGAGAGGCUGUUGAGCGAAAAACUUGAUGAUGCAGAAGCUAAGACAUUAUUGUCCAGAGCUGUAUACUUAAUUAACAUUGGAACUAAUGAUUAUGUAGUCCCUUUCACGAGGAAUUCCAGCAUCUUUCAAUCCUAUUCUCAAAAAGAAUAUGUAGACAUGGUGAUCGGCAAUUUGACAUUUGUGAUCAAGGAAAUAUAUAAGGAAGGAGGAAGAAAAUUUGGGUUUCUAAACUUGGCGCCAUUGGGUUGUCUUCCAUUGGGAAGAGCACUAAAUUCAGGAAAGACAAAUGAAUGCAAGCACGAACUGACAGCCCUAGCAAAACUGCAUAAUAAAGCACUUACCGAAGUUCUCCACAAUCUAGAGAACGAGCUCAAUGGAUUUAGAUAUUCAAUAGCCGAUACCUACACUAUUCUGAGUGAAAGAAUAAAUAAUCCUUUGAAAUAUGGUUUUAAGGAAGGGUAUAUUGCAUGUUGUGGAAUUGGACCGUACAAAGGAAUUAAUAGUUGUGGAGGAAAGAGAUCAGUUAAAGAGUACGAAUUAUGUGAGAAUGCUAGUGAAUAUGUGUUCUUUGACACUGUUCAUCCCUCAGAAAAAGCAAACCAGCAAUUCGCAGAGCUAAUGUGGAGUGGAACUCCCAAUGUUACAGGACCUUAUAAUCUCAAAGCAUUGUUUGAACACAAAUGAAUGUAGAUUUCAUAAGCAUUGA